UCAAACACGUAGACGUAGAUCAAAAACUCUGAGAAUUAAUUAUUUUUACAAUAUUUAACAAAAAUGCCUUCUAGUGAUAGCGACGAUUUUGAAAGUGCUGAUGAAGGCCACAGCAGCCCUAACAAAAAAGAGCGCAAGAAGCGCUUAUCCUCGUCGAAUUAUAGCGAUAAUUUAGAGUUGGACGACAACGAACCCCAAAAACCUCAAGAUCAACUUUCAACCAAAUUAAAAGAAUCAAUCAAAAAACAGGCUAACCCAGAAGAUGGUUGGGACGAUUUUGACAUUGAUGACGAGGCAAGUGAAACUGUAAUGACAGUACAAAAAGAAAAACAUACUUCAAAACACGAAUCAACAGCAAAGACGGGACUUACACAAUCAGGCUGGGAUGACUUUGAUGAUUGGGGUGAUGAUAGUAAUAUUAACAAAGAAUCUCAGGAAGCAAAGAAGCAUCAACAGCAAGACAAGGCACAAACUGCGGUAGAUCGUCCUGCUCCUCAACCUAAGAGUGAAGGAUGGGGAUGGGGUUGGGGUGUUGAUUCUCUCCUCAGUUCUGCAACAGCUGGUAUAAGUAAUCUAACGACACAAGUGUCGCAGGGAAUAUCAACAGUUCUUGAAACAGGUAUUGGUGCCCCGGAUCCUGAAGAACUGGCCAGGAAAUCUGUGAAAAAUUAUGAAAGUAAACCAAAAAGUGCUGAGAAUGAAGAGAUUGAAAGUACGGAAGAGAAGUCAAAUCGAAAUGUGAAUGAUAGUGCUUUUCAAUUUGGUAGCUUGCUGUCCGGUGUCACCAAGUUUGUAGAAUCUACUGGUACAAAAGUGAUAGUAGGUGGACUAGAUACCCUAGAAACUAUAGGUAAGAAGACAAUGGAAGUUCUCCAAGAUGGUGAUCCAGGUCUUGCCAAGAAGCGAGCUAUGCUUGGUCUAGACCCUGGUGAUAAACCUGUACUGUCCCAGGUGCUAAGGGAGGCAAAAGCUAAGGCCGAUGAAGAGGAUGUAAUGAGGGAAGCCAAAAGAGAGGCUAAACAAGUGCAUUAUGAAACAUUGUUUGAUGAUUUUGAAGGUCUAGUCCACCUGGAGGCGCUGGAGAUGCUAUCGAGGCAGGUGAGCAUGCGUAUCGAUGAGCGACUGCGCAACGCUGGUCCAGACAAGCGACACGAUAUCAAGGAGACACUGCAACAGGUCGCAGAACUCUGCGAAAUGCCUGAAGAAGAUGAUGAAGAAGACCAGGAGGAAAUAGCAGAAGACAUAUCCAAGCCUGAUGCGUUCCACGAUCGCCUGCAACGUGCUACUAGAGAUAUUGGGUUGAAAUUACAAUUCCAACCUUUAAUUAAGCAGUACACGGAUAUUUUGACUUGGUUCGAAGAAACGGAAUCGGAUAUCGCGGGAAAGGCAAUAUAUAAGAGGGCAGUGAGCGGCCUCGCGCAAACGACAGCGUUAUGCGUGGAACUGUAUCACAAGACAGCUGAAAUGUUGCUCGUUAAGAAUCGACGCUCGACUGCCGAUGAGGCUGAUGCGCUUACACAAAUGACCGUAGUUUUGACGAGGCACAUAAGCGAUCUAGCAACACAGUUCACAGAGAAGCUGAGCGGUCAUCCGACAGAUAACAAGGAGCAAAUAAAUGAUUACAUCACUAAUGUAUUUUUAGAGGCUGGUAACAGUUCUAAGUAUAUAGAAAAUGCAUUCCAGUUAACAUUGCCGAUAAUUCAGAUUGGUGCAGUGUGAAAUAUAUAUAAUAUAAUAAUAUAUAAAUAUAAUUUUUACGUAUAAUUUUUGUGAUAAAUUUAUUGUAAUAAAUAACAGUAAACAAUUUUUAUUUUAUUUUUAAAUUGUCAAUACAGAUUAUAUGAUAUUACUGUUUUUUUAUCUGUUUUCUAUUGAAGAACUAUUCAUAAAUAAGUUUUGUGUUAUAUUGUUUAUCUGUAUAGACUAUUCCAAUCAUUAAACUUUAGGAUUUACAUAUUCUAUGCGAUUUUCUAAUAGCUCUCAGUACAAAGAGUUUUUGAUUAAUAUAUCUUUAUUUAUAAUACAACAUUAUUCCACUCAACUAUUUAUAUUAAUUUUUAAUUAACCUUCCAAAAUUCCGAAAACAACUUCGCCGACAUCAAUAUGUAUACCACAGAUAAUUAAAGAUCGACCAAUGACAUCCCGUUAAGUUAAUGUCAAUUUUUUUUACUUGUCUUUGCUUUAUUGUGAUUGGAAUAAGCUAAGUUUAUUUAUUAUACCUCGAAGUUCAAGGUGACAAUAAAUAUUUUAUACA
Molecule: messenger RNA, 2254 nt
Organism: Nymphalis io (European peacock)
Lineage: Eukaryota; Metazoa; Arthropoda; Insecta; Lepidoptera; Nymphalidae
Product: protein FAM114A2
Exons: 10
Coding region: 64-1719 (551 amino acids)
Source: RefSeq, a predicted model, not a curated record